GAUCUAAACAUGAGAUAGUUUUGUACAGGUUGCAGUUUUUAAAAAAUUCAAAUAAGUACAGCUCCAUAACAACUGAGCAAACUCCAUCUACUGAGGACAAUCUAGAACAGCUACUAAAUGGACGCUGAGGUGAGAUUGUUUUGUCUUUUUUCUCUCCAAAUAAACAUUACUGGUCUAAAAAAAAUCUAGAAAUAACAGACAAACAUUUAAUCUUAAAUGAACAGUACUCGAUUCCUAAAUGAAGACUUUAAAACAAUAGAAUGUAAAUAGUUUCAAGAAAUAAAUACAGACUACAAAUCCAUUUUUUUUUUUAAACUGAAGCCUGGAUGACUUUAACAGUAUUAAAGUGUAAUUGUGUUUAAUAAUAUUUAUAGGUAAUAAAAGCAGUCAGCCGGUGGCUAAAAUUAGAUAUGCUACUACGUUAACACAUUAGUAUUUCAUCUCCAAGGUUACCAACAACACCAGCAAGGUGACACAUUGAGGAGGGAAAACUCACAUGAUCAGUGAACGCAGAUAUUAACUUCCUGAGACAAAUAUGCUGAACAGUGACUUUACUCCAGUCAGAAGGACAGAGAAAGACAUGAGGUCCAGCUCUUCGUAUGCUGAUGCUACAUUGGUGCAUGAGCUCAGUGAGCCACUAUCUGUCCUGGAUGAGCAUAGGUUAACAGAGGGCUGUGUGCAGUCUGUCAGUGACCCGCCCACUCAUUGUGUCAGAGCAGCAGGAGCUCUGAGGUACAAUCGGGAGUCUGACAACCACAGGAUAAACUUAACAACCAUUCUUCCAGCGGCCCAGCCUCUGACAGAACACCCAGUGAAAUGUGACUACUGUGGAGAAAAGGCCAAACCCUCCCUCGAUCUAACAUGGGCACUUCAUCCUCAGACAGUACCACUCUUCUGCUGCGCCCAGCGGAAGCAGCUGUGUAAGAUGCUGGUGAAGCAGAGAUGUUUGGUUGAGGGGAGGUGUGACAUGAGAACUGGUACUCCAGUAUCACUAGAAGACAAACCCACAGCCACAGAUGGACGAGAGACAGAGGAGAUUCUUUUCCAAGGCAAGGAGACGGAGGAUCACAACAAGUUCAUCAUGGACUUACAGAGUGGACUUGGGGAACUAUCUGAAUUGAGAAUCUAUGAGGAUCAUUCAAUCCAACUACCUGCAGCAGAAACCUUUGCCUCAACAUCAAAGGUCCUCAGCUUUCGGCUCUCUUGUGCUCCAGAAAACGAAUGCUGGACAGUGAUUCCUUGUUGUGCAACUGAGAUGCACUUCAAAAUAAAAGAGGAGGAGGAGCAGGUUUUGGUCCCUUUUUGUGACCACAAGCCGCUUAAUUUUGGCAUAUGUCAUCACCAGGAUGGGGCAGAGUUUCGACAGAAGUAUUACUCCAACUGCAUGACAUUUCUUACUGUGUUCCCCGAUGGCUCUGCUCAGGUCUUCUAUCCUUCAGGCCUUCUGGCUGUCAUUGUCGUGGUCACUGAAGAGAGCGGAAGGGUCUGCAUCGUGUACGAUGACAGCGAUGCCUCCUAUCAACCAAUCAGAGCCGUGUUCCAGUCUGAUGGCAAGGCAACAUGUUACCACAACAAUGGAAACAUAUGGCUGACCUUAAACAGUUCAGGCGGGCAGUGUUUAGAUGAGGAAGGUGCCAGGGUUCGUCGGUGGAGCUGGGGCAGUCAGAGCCUCACUCCCCUCCAUCCCAUCUUCCUGUCCCUCAACAAAACCGUUGGGGUCCGAGUCCUUGGGAAGGACCAAGUGUUUGUCUCAUUCCUGGCCAGAGGUCAACAGGCAAAGUUCAGUGUGGGUACCUGCUGCACUCAGGGUGAAUGUGAAACAGAUGGGGCUGCUUCAGGGCCCUCUGUAUUAAAAGAAGAGCUGUUUGUGUUAGCAGCCAGGACCAGGAUCCACCUGACCAUUCAGGAGCUUCGACAGUACCUGCUGACGUCCUCACAUCCCCGACUGCUGAAAACCUCACAAGCCUCUCACCUCCAUGUUGUUGCCCAAAAGGCUUCUGGAAGUCACUUCUGAUGUGAUAAGUGAAAAGAGCUUUUAUCCUUAGGUGCCUUCAGGAUUGUCUUUAAUGUACCAGUAAUAAAGUACACCGUGACACUUAAGACCUCACACAGCAACAUUUGUGUGCAAAUACUCUUAGUAUUAUUGGGGAGAUGUCUCGAGAAAAGACUGUAAAAGGAACUUCAGCAGUAGUGAAAUUGACGUCCUGUUAAACAAAUGUAACCAAAUAUACAUGAUCUUUUCAGAUCAGUACUGGCCAGGGUUUCUGCAGGUUUCAACCACUCUUUUAAGAAAAUCUAAAAUAAAACAAUGCAAUUGUAAAAUUUCUCUCAGAUAUAUAUAUUUUUUUCAAUAUUAUUUAAUGCUUUUUUAAAAAAAUAAAGUUUAUUUUUCCUCACGUUGGACAAUUUUUUUGCGCUUUAGAAAUAAAAUUCUUGUGCUGUUGGCAAAAUGUACUCUAACAAAAUAUGAACUCAUCAUAGACUAACAAAAAUAAGGGGAUUUCUUUUGUGUAUCGCUACCUGUAUAGUGAUAAACAGUAAUAAUUUUUUUGUGUGCAUACUGGAUUAUACUGCCAGCUGUACUAAAUGAAGAUGUCAAUUUAUCCUCUAAAUGUUCUUCAGUUACAACUAAAACUCAUAAUGAAAUGUGACAUUACGGUCUGGAAAAUACAA
Molecule: messenger RNA, 2673 nt
Organism: Centropristis striata (black sea bass)
Lineage: Eukaryota; Metazoa; Chordata; Actinopteri; Perciformes; Serranidae
Product: glutamate-rich protein 6-like
Exons: 12
Coding region: 536-2014 (492 amino acids)
Source: RefSeq, a predicted model, not a curated record